AUGACACCGACCGCGACGAUGAAGAAAACUAAAACAGUGGCGCGAAAAAGAACUCUGAUAAGUGAGGAUGAAACGGAAUCAGAAGAAAGUGAUGAGGAUGAGGAAUCAGAAAGUUCGAAUUCGGAGGACGAUGCGAAACAAGCGAAAGGUAGACGCACUCGGAAGUCAACUCGGAAAUCAUCGAAAAAAGAGGUAUUUGUUGAAUUUCCAGUGUUUCUGGAGCAGAUUUCCUUGGUAACGUAG
Molecule: messenger RNA, 243 nt
Organism: Gongylonema pulchrum
Lineage: Eukaryota; Metazoa; Nematoda; Chromadorea; Rhabditida; Gongylonematidae
Source: the annotation of a GenBank genome assembly